Triticum aestivum (bread wheat) is the source of this 1571-nucleotide messenger RNA. RefSeq lists its product as uncharacterized. NCBI's taxonomy places the organism in Eukaryota, Viridiplantae, Streptophyta, Magnoliopsida, Poales, Poaceae. The record is from RefSeq and is a predicted model, not a curated record. Bases 873 to 1427 code for a protein of 184 amino acids. The transcript has 10 exons.
GGGUGACCGGUGGGUACCGGCUCGGGCUGCGGGGUCCUGCAGAAGAAGGUUGUCGCGGCCUCGGGCGGAGGGGUGCCGGCCGACGGUGCAUCCCGGAGAGGGGGCGGCGGCCUCGAGCGAGGAGAAGUUGCUGUGGCCUCGAGUGGAGAGAUGCCGCAGACGAAGGCUACGGUCUCGACGGGAGGAUCUGCCGCCCUGGCUGCCCUUCACGGGAACACAACCGCCCAGGAUUCCGAAGAAUCCGCCGCCAAGCGCCGUACAAAGAAGGCACGCACGGUCUCGAGCGGGGAGACCCCAAUGGUGGAUGCCGAUGCCAUCUCGAGUGGACACACGGCGCACGGCCACCCUGCAAAGGAGCCUGAUACUGCCAAGGACCUUCAGAGAUCCGAUUCAGACGAGACUGUACUACAUGCCGAGGAAGAAAACGAAGAGGUGAAAGAGGCGGAGCUUCUGAUCCAAAGGCUGAAUGAUCUGGGCAUAGGAGAGCAUGUCAGCGACGACGAGUUCAACGCUUACUUUGAUCAGCUACCUUCCAUGCCUCGGAUCUAUCCCGAUGCUGUCAAACUGACCGGCGAGGAGCUCGACAAGCAAGCCGUUCGCCUUGCGCUGUACCGCUUCAGAUCUUACAAACACAAGGUGAAAGAGGAGGGGAAGGACGAUACGUUGGGCCUUAAGGACGUUUCUGAGGACGAGUGUGAUCGACAGUUUCUUAAGAAGUGGGGAUACUUCAAGAGAAUCGAGGAAAAUUGGACACUUGAUUGGGUGGUACUGAGUACGGCAGGUGGAGUGACUACCACGAAUUCCUUUGUAGCCAUGUCAUUGAAGAAGAGUAUGCCAAUUACUGCGAGGAACUAUUCAAGCAACUACAGUGGAUGGAAGGUUAUCUAGAUGCUCGCCGGCCAUCUUAUAUGUGGGACUGCAUAUCCUCCCGGGGAGCUUUCCAAGCAAUGAAGAUCGCUGCUACUACCUUCCCGAAGAUCAGCGCGUCUUUAGCUUACUAUGGCUACCAUGAGUGUAUAGCGAGCAUGGGCUAUGACAGUUUUUGGUUUAAGGAGUUGGAUGGUGUCUAUUUUGAGAUUUGGGGGCGGGUCACGCAACGAAUGAUGAGCUUCAGAGAAGCUCUAGGGGACGUUUAUAAUUUGGGCAGGUUUCCGUUACGCCAACAUAGGAUGAAAGUUGCACUGGAGGAUGACUACAUCAUGGGGAGAAUGAAAUCGGAGUACCGUGCCUGCACGGCAGCCAUUACCCCGGAAGUUAAAGAGGAUGGAGCUAAGGCGUUGAUUGCAGAGGGAAUUAGAAAGCGGAUUAACAAGCCGAAGUACUAUGAGGAGUAUAUCAGAAAGAAGAUUCACAUCGCCCGCGUCAUUGGAAUCCUUCCUCCGCAGGAAGGAUUGAAGCAACAGUGUAAUCAAGAUUCCGAAGAAUGAGAUGAUCGUCAAACAAGCGUUGUUUAUGAGACUAUGAAAUUGAACCAUCCCUCGUCCUUUUGCACUGUGAUGUGCUGCCCAGUGGCUGUGUGCGCAAAAAUGCUAGUGACUUAUAAGAUAAUGUAAUACUCCCUCUGUCCCAAA